AUGAGGUUUGCGAUGGGCAUCCAGUUCUGGAUUGGAAGUAAACAUGCCACUGUGUUCACCGCCAUCGUGUCCGCCGAGCGAAACCGCGUACCGAUUCAGAUCAAUCUGGUGGGAACGUCAGGUCUGCAGCUCCACGUUAACGGGACGGACAUCAACAUGGCGGUGUUCAGAGACAGCGAGUACGAACUGGAAGUGGACGACAGCGCAGUUGUGAGCGGUCCUGAACAGAACACGCUUCUCGUCGUCUUCUUCAAUGGGAUUACUGCAAAAAUUACGGCAGACAAGGCGAUGUUAUUUGUGCAGUUCUCAGCCCCACCAGAGUACAUGAACAGAACGCAAGGUCUGCUGGGAAGAUGGGACGGUGACAAGUCAAACGACUUCGAGGCCUUUGAUGGAACCAUGCUUUCCGCCAACGCCUCGGAGAGACAGCUGUAUGAGAUAUUCGGGCAGUCAUGGCAAGUAACGGAAGAAGAUGGACCCAAGAAGUCGCUUUUCUACUACGCCAACGGGGUGGGUCCUAAAAACUUCACCCUCGCGUCAUACGAGCCGGCCUUUACAGACGAGAUCGUGUUCGCCAGUGCCGAGCUGGAGCAGCAGGCGCGGACUGUGUGUGGGGAGGACAAGACCUGCCUGUUCGACAUCAGCCAUACUGGAGACGUGCAGGUCGGGGAGGUGUCGCUGGCGGCGUUGCAGACUUUUGAAGACGAGGUAUCGGGGAGAGAAAGUUUCCCGCCGGCGAUAUCCGGGCCGGUUGCUUUGUAUCUCUCACCCGGGGAGGUGGUAGAGAUAGAGCUGAACGCUACGGACCCUCAGGAUCUACCGAUCACGUUUGAGAUAGGACCUGACGUACCGCCAGAUGUCGUCUUAAUCACCAAUGGCAACUACGCAAAAGUAACUUGGAACGUCACAGAUAAAACUGUCUUUAAUCUUCAGGUGACGGCGAUAAACUCCCGAAACAGCUCUACCGAGUACCGGCCUGUCCUGUACCUGUGUUCCUGCAUGCAUGGUGGCCGCUGUAACGCCAGCAACGAUCUAGAUCCGUCGCUUGUGGGAUAUGAUGAUAGAUUCGUCAUCCAGACAUGUCUGUGCGAGGAGGGGUACACUGGGGAGCACUGUGAGAGUGACAUCGACGCAUGCGCGGAGAACUUUGACCCAUGUUUCCCAGGAGUCAUCUGUACGGAUCUCCCGCCACCUGCCGGCUUGGAGGACGGUUACACGUGUGGUGACUGUCCCCUGGGGUACGAAGGCAACGGGACGUCUUGCCAAGACAUCGACGAAUGUGAGUUGGAAGAGGCAACAUUGUGCCAACACAUCUGUGUGAACUAUGUGGGCAACUUCACUUGCGGCUGCAAUGAAGGAUUCAAGGUGGCCGAGGACGGACAUUCAUGUAUAGACUUAGAUGAGUGUGCACUGCCCAACAACUGCAGUCAGCUGUGUGAAAACACGAACGGGUCGUACACGUGUGGAUGUUUUGCGGGGUUUAAGUUCGACCAAGACGGCCAAUGUCAACCCGAAAAGAGUUGUACAGACGAGGACAACCCUGAGUGUGACCUGACCACAAGCUGGUGCACUAUGAAUGACACUGGCCAUGCGCAGUGCAUCUGUUUCAACGGAUUUGAGGUGGUUGAAAACGGGACCAUGUGUCAAGAUAAAGAUGAGUGCACCACUGGGACGCAUCACUGUGACCAGGUGUGUACGAACACACCAGGUGCGUACACCUGCCACUGUCUCGACGGAUACAUGAUGGCUGAUGAUCCACUACAUGGUUGCGAAGAUGUAGACGAGUGCUCAGACUGGCUUCAUGACUGCGAAGGUAACGAAGUUUGCGUGAACGAGCCCGGGGGAUAUUCGUGCGUCUGCGCACCAGGAACCAAUAGACACCAAGGAUUUUGCAUACCAGACAUUGAUGACUGCGGGUCCGCCCCGUGUGCUCAUGGCGUCUGUACGGACGGUCCCACCAACUACACAUGCACGUGCAGUUUAGGCUGGGAAGGUCAUAACUGCGACACUAAGAUGUCUGCCGACGACAACUCGGUUGUGGUGGAAGUAGACAUGGAUGUAGCAGAGUUCACAGAAGAAAGGGAAGCACUGCUGAAGGCGGCUGUGGCAUCCGGACUGACAAACUUCUGUAUGAAACACUUGCGGGAGUAUCGUGCAUGUGAGGCGCCUCCUCCUUCUGGCUGGCUCCGUAUCCGCAGAGAGACGACUGCAGCUGCGAUUGGCCCAUCAGACAUCCACGUGCAAGUGGUUGUUCCUCACGCUCCAACCGCUGACCACCACACGGCAUUGAGAAUCUACGCCAGAUACCCCGGUCCUGAUGACGUACUCAUCCUCCACGGUGAUGUCCUCCGUCUCGUCAUCACUCACAUCAAGAUGGAGAUAGAGAUGUUGCUAGGCAACAGUCACGUGGUGUCCAUCAGCAUCUUCCAGGCUGACGCCUAUGGGACGAGAUCACCCACACAACAGCAGGAUCAUCUUUCUACAGUUGGUCCAGCUGUUUACAAAGACGACGCGCUCAGUUUUAAGGAGAUGAUCGCUGCCCUAUCGGUGGUUGCCUGUGUUGUGAUUGCUGUGGUAGUCCUUAUCAUCUACAAGAAGUAA
This is a messenger RNA of Branchiostoma floridae (Florida lancelet), 2601 nucleotides long. Its product is annotated as mucin-like protein. The record is from RefSeq and is a predicted model, not a curated record. The transcript has 15 exons. Bases 1 to 2601 code for a protein of 866 amino acids. Gene Ontology annotation, molecular function: calcium ion binding. Lineage: Eukaryota; Metazoa; Chordata; Leptocardii; Amphioxiformes; Branchiostomatidae.